This is a messenger RNA of Oryza brachyantha (malo sina), 2234 nucleotides long. RefSeq names its product pectinesterase-like. The coding region runs from base 175 to 1944 and encodes 589 amino acids. Gene Ontology annotation, molecular function: pectinesterase activity; pectinesterase inhibitor activity. The record is from RefSeq and is a predicted model, not a curated record. The transcript is spliced from 2 exons. Gene Ontology annotation, biological process: cell wall modification. Lineage: Eukaryota; Viridiplantae; Streptophyta; Magnoliopsida; Poales; Poaceae.
CAACAAGCCGACACCUCUAUCCACGAGUACAAAAAUGGCAACUGACACUAGUCUAUCUAGUACCAUCAGCAACUGCCACAUGCAGUAACAAACACACACUGGUGGAGCUCGAGCUCACUCUCGGUCGAGAUCGAGUGGCUCGAGCUAGAUUUUCCGGGCUGUUUGGUCGCCGCCAUGGCGACGCUCUCGCCGCCGCCGGUGCUCGUCGUCUUCCUCCUCGGCGUCCUGCUGCUGGCCACGGCGACCACCACGGAAUGCCACCGUCACGGUCACGGCAGGCGCCACCGCCAUGAAUCAAAGGCCGGCGCCGCGGCGAAGGCUACGCCGGCGGGUGCGGUGGACGUCGAUGCCAUCUGCCGCACCACCCCGCACCCGGACUCCUGCCUCGCGUCGACCGCCGCGCACCUCGACGCCGUCUCCACCGCUUCGGCGGCGUCGGCGUCGGCGUCGGCCAUCUCGGUGCAGCUGCUCCCGCCGAACAUCCUGUCCGUCGCGCUCGCGUCGCUCCGGGGCGCGGUCUCCGCCGUGUCGUCGCUCUCCCCCGUGCUCUCCUCCGCGCUCUCGGCACCGCCGCCGUCCUUGCCGUCGGGCGCGUCGCCGCUCCGCCGCGGCGCGGCGCAGGACUGCCUGGAGCUCCACUCGGCGACGCUCGCCUCCCUCUCGCUGUCCGCCUCGCUGCUCGCGUCACCCGGCGAGGGCCUCCCCGCCGUGCGCGCCCACCUCGCGGCGGCGCUCACCAACAAGGCCACGUGCCUCGACGGGCUCGCCGGCGCGUCCGGCCCGGAGAUGGACGGCCUCCAAGCCUCCCUCGACGACGCCUACGCCCACGUCACCAACUCGCUCUCCCUCGUCGCGAGCCGCGGCGACAGCGGCCCCGGCGGAUCGGCGGCGAGCUUCGCGGCCGCCGUGGCCAAGAUCAUCCACCACAACCGCCGCCUGCUCGACGACGACGCCGACUACAGCGACAACGGCGGGGACGACGACAACAACUCCGGCGACGACAGCACGGUGGUGAUCACGGUGGCGAAGGACGGGAGCGGCAACUACCGCACGGUGGGGGAGGCGGUGGCGGCGGCGCCGAACAACAGCGCGGCGAGGACGGUGAUCCGCGUGAAGGCCGGCACGUACGAGGAGAACGUGGAGGUCCCCCCUUACAAGACGAACAUCGCCCUCAUCGGCGACGGCCGCGACACCACCGUCAUCACCGGCAGCCGCAGCGCCGCCGACGGCUGGACCACCUUCCGCUCCGCCACCUUCGGGGUGUCGGGCGAGGGAUUCAUGGCGAGGGACGUGACGUUCCGGAACACGGCCGGGGCGGCGAAGGGGCAGGCGGUGGCGCUGCGGGUGAGCGCCGACAUGGCGGCGGCGUACCGGUGCGGCGUCGACGGGCACCAGGACGCGCUGUACGCGCACUCGUUCCGGCAGUUCUACCGCGAGUGCGCGCUCUCCGGCACCGUCGACCUCGUGUUCGGCAACGCCGCGGCGGUGCUCCAGGCGUGCGCGCUCGUCGCCAGGAACCCCGUCGCCGGCCAGUCCAACGUGCUGACGGCGCAGGCGAGGGGGGACCCCAACGAGGACACCGGCUUCUCCGUGCACAACUGCACGGUGUCCGCCUCGCCGGAGCUGGUCGCCGGCACGCGCACCUUCCUCGGCCGGCCAUGGCGCCCCUACGCGCGCGCCGUCGUCAUGGACUCCUACCUCGGCCCGCUCGUCGACCGGGCCGGGUGGGUCGACUGGCCCGGCGCCGAGCCCGGCCGUGCCGACACGGUGUACUUCGGCGAGUACGGCAACGGCGGCCCGGGCGCCGCCACGGACGGCCGCGUCGGGUGGACCGGAUUCCACGACAUGGGCUACGACGAGGCGGCCCAGUUCUCCGUCGACAACCUCAUCUCCGGCGACGAGUGGCUCGCCGCCACCUCCUUCCCCUACGACGACGACGUCUGACCACACGUACUCCAUCCAUCUCACCGGAGAAAAUCCAUUGUUCAACCCGACCCAUGCAUUGUUGUACUCUACACCUGUGUUAAUUAAUUACCACGAGUAAAUCUCAACAAUGCUGCGGUUAGUUUAAUCACCAUGUUACCAGACUCCAGAGUAAUCUUUGCACUGUACACUGCAGAUUUCCUCUUUUUUGUUUACAACACACACAAAAAAGAGAGUGCCUUUAUGGUACUCUCUACUACUAGUAAAAAUAAUUCUGAUUUGAUUUAUUUUUAUCAGAUGAUUUAGAUCUA